AUGGAUAUUGAUUUUAUUCACCUUGAUUUUGAUGAAGGUCAAGAUGAAUUAAUAAAAAUCGCAAGAGAUCUCCUAAGACCUUUCCGAAACAGAUACAUAAGAUCUCUUGCGAUUUUUGUGCCAAAACAAGUGGGUAGCUCUGGUAUGAAGAGAAAACGAAAUUCUGGGGAUGUUACAAAUAAAAGGGCUAAACGCCAAUAA
This is a messenger RNA of Diversispora eburnea, 201 nucleotides long. Lineage: Eukaryota; Fungi; Glomeromycota; Glomeromycetes; Diversisporales; Diversisporaceae. The record is from the annotation of a GenBank genome assembly.